This is a messenger RNA of Solenopsis invicta (red fire ant), 2114 nucleotides long. RefSeq names its product mitochondrial enolase superfamily member 1. Gene Ontology annotation, biological process: amino acid catabolic process; carbohydrate catabolic process. Lineage: Eukaryota; Metazoa; Arthropoda; Insecta; Hymenoptera; Formicidae. The coding region runs from base 241 to 1593 and encodes 450 amino acids. The transcript is spliced from 6 exons. Gene Ontology annotation, molecular function: magnesium ion binding; L-fuconate dehydratase activity. The record is from RefSeq and is a predicted model, not a curated record.
CAGACAAGUAUCAAAUACAAUCAUCAUAGAGUUUAAAUGUAACGUUAAAAGGAAUGAAAUUCGUUGAAACAAAUUUUGAAAUGUAGCCUUUGUUAACAUAAUAUCACGCGUUGCCUACGACACAAAUAUUUAUCUCUGCAGAUAACUAGCGAUGUUUGUGUUUGAGACAUAACAGUUCAAAGAUAUCGUUCAGUCAGUUACGCGUUGUCAUUUCAGAAGUGCUCUGUACAGUUUCAUGAAAUGGAUACUCCCCUUGGACGCAAUCUCAAAAUCAUCGGUGUCGAUGUGAAAGAUAUAAGAUUUCCAACGUCAUUAAACCGCGAUGGAAGCGAUGCAAUGCAUACCGAUCCCGAUUAUUCUUGCGUGUAUGUAACAAUUGAAACAAAUGAAAAAAAGUAUAAAGGAUAUGGUCUUACGUUUACCCUGGGAAGAGGAACUGAGAUCGUUGCGCGAGCAUGUGAGUCUCUAGCCACAAUAAUAAUGAACAAAGAAUUAACAUCGAUCUACGACAAUUUUGGGAUAUUUUGGAGACGUUUAACGAGCGACUCGCAAUUGAGAUGGGUCGGACCGGAGAAAGGCGUGAUACAUCUAGCUACAGCGGCUAUUAUAAACGCAUUGUGGGACUUAUGGGGACGUAUUGAAGGCAAACCUGUCUGGAAGCUUCUUUCAGACAUGUCACCAGACAAGCUCGUUACCGUUAUGGAUUUCAGAUACAUUGGAGACGUAGUGAACGAGUUUAAUGCGAGAGAAAUACUCAAAGAGAGACAAACACAUAAGAAAGAGCAAGAGAUAAAGCUGCUGAAGAAUGGCUAUCCUGCAUAUACCACGCAGGUCGGAUGGCUGGGCUACAACGACCAGCAACUCGAGGAUCUCUGCAAGAAAUUUUUGGAUCUCGGUUAUACAGCGUUCAAGAUCAAAGUGGGCCAAAACUUGGAGGAUGACAUUAGAAGAUGCGAACUGAUACGCAGGGUGAUAGGCUACGAGAACAAAUUGAUGUUAGAUGCGAACCAGGUGUGGGACGUGCACGAAGCGAUUGACUGGAUGCAGCACCUUGUGAAAUUUAAACCCACUUGGAUAGAGGAGCCGACCUCUCCUGACGAUAUUCACGGGCAUUCCAAGAUACUUGCCAAGUUGCAGCCGUACAAUGUCGGGGUGGCCAGCGGCGAGAUGUGCGCAAAUCGCAUUAUGUUCAAGCAGUUCCUGACUGGCAACGCGAUCAAUUAUUGUCAAGUCGAUGCGGCAAGAAUGGGUGGAAUUAACGAAAUCUUAACUGUAUAUAUAAUGGCGUACAUAUUAAAGAAACCAGUUUGCCCACAUGCUGGUGGAGUAGGCUUGUGUGAGAUGAUUCAGCAUCUUCAAAUGUGGGACUACAUUUGCUUAAGUCAGACCACUCAAGAUCGUAUAAUAGAAUUUGUGGACCAACAACACGAGCACUUUGUGGAUCCUGUUCGUAUUAAUAAUGCACAUUACAUGCCACCUUUGCGUCCUGGAUACUCGACUGAACUUAAGGAAGAGAGCAUCAGAGAGUACAUGUAUCCAGAAGGCUUUUAUUGGAAAAACAAAAUUACUGAAAAAGAAAAAACUGAGGAUUAAAGAUUAAAGAUUCUUUUUAGAAAUUCUUUAUAUGUACUAUUAUAUUUUAUUAUAAAAACAAUCUAAAUAAAACUACUUUUAAAAUAUACAUUUAAAAAUACAACAAAUAAGAUACAUACAGAGUGUCCGAUAUUAGAUGUAAUAUUGCUUAUGAGCAUAUAGAGUAAAUUAAAUAAAAGUUAUUAUUUACAAGACAUUAGACACGCAAUAGCAUGCAACUAUAAUUGUGCUGUUCGCAAAAAAACAUUUCUAAACAUCUUUUCGUGUGCCUAGCAAUGAUGACUGUUUAGCAGUUAUAUCUCGUCAUGCACUUACAUUUGGCAGUCAAAUAAGCAAAUUUGACUUUCUUUAUAAAUUAAUACAAUUUGUUAAUUAAUAUGAAAAUUGCAAAACUUACAAUAUGGUACAGGAUCUUUUCGACUCGGUUUAAUUUAUUCUACUCAUAAGCGGUGUUACACACAAUGUUAGACACUUUGUACAUAUAUUUAGUACAUAAAAAUAAAAUAUAAUAUACAAUUUCA